AACAUAUGUUUGCAAAAGCAAAUUUUUACAGAUCAGUGAAUGUUUUUAAAUUUUCUGUUUUCGAGGGUGAUUCUGAAAAUACUGUCUGUUUUAACCAGUUAAUUGUUAGUUUGAUUGGAAAAUACUAAUCUGAGAAUAUUGAAUAAUGUCAGUAACUGGUGUAACCAUUAAUACACCUUCAACUGGGUGGCCAAAAAAUCAAUCACAGUUCACUGGGAAAUAUCUUGCCGCAACAAAUUUACUCUCGGUUACAUGUAACCGGACAAUCAAUCUAUACCCUUUAACAAAUUACACUUUUGGUACAAAAGAUGCUCUCUUUGAAAAAGACCCUUCUGUUCCAGCAAGAUUCCAAAGGAUGAAAGAAGAAUUUGAAAAAGUAGGAAUGAGGCGAUCAGUCGAAGGAGUUCUUCUUGUUCACGAACAUCGUUUACCUCAUGUCUUACUAUUACAAUUGGGUACAACAUUCUUUAAAUUACCCGGUGGUGAACUUAAAGCCGGAGAAGAUGAGGUUGAAGGUCUUAAGCGUUUACUUACUGAAACAUUGGGUCGCCAAGAUGGUAUUGCUAAUGAAUGGACAAUUGAAGAUACAAUUGGUAAUUGGUGGAGACCCAAUUUUGAGCCACCUCAAUAUCCUUAUGUUCCUCCUCACAUAACUAAACCAAAAGAGCACAAGAAACUAUUUCUUGUACAACUACCGGAGAAAGCUUUAUUUGCUGUUCCCAAGAAUUAUAAAUUGGUAGCUGCACCGCUAUUUGAAUUGUAUGACAAUGCUCAAGGAUAUGGACCUAUCAUCUCUAGCUUACCUCAAGCCCUGAGUCGCUUCAAUUUUAUUUACUUGUAAACAAUUACAAUUCAUGCUUAAUAAAUCAUUUUCAUUUCCCACUAAA
Molecule: messenger RNA, 887 nt
Organism: Tetranychus urticae (two-spotted spider mite)
Lineage: Eukaryota; Metazoa; Arthropoda; Arachnida; Trombidiformes; Tetranychidae
Product: cleavage and polyadenylation specificity factor subunit 5
Biological process (GO): mRNA 3'-end processing
Cellular component (GO): mRNA cleavage factor complex
Molecular function (GO): mRNA binding
Source: RefSeq, a predicted model, not a curated record